Mytilus californianus (California mussel) is the source of this 1035-nucleotide messenger RNA. Its product is annotated as MAM and LDL-receptor class A domain-containing protein 1-like. The transcript is spliced from 5 exons. The record is from RefSeq and is a predicted model, not a curated record. Bases 19 to 1035 code for a protein of 338 amino acids. Lineage: Eukaryota; Metazoa; Mollusca; Bivalvia; Mytilida; Mytilidae. Gene Ontology annotation, cellular component: membrane.
GGAUACUAUGCCUAAACGAUGUCCGAAACGGGGUCGCAGACAAAUGAGGAAAGUGAUUUGUUUUCUGGUUUGAUAGGUCCGAAUCCAAAGCAGUGUUUGACAUUUUGGUAUCACAUGUAUGGGGAACAAAUCAACACAUUGAAAGUAUUUCAACUGAAUGGUGAACGUACUAUUGAACUUUGGAAUGAAUCAGCAAAUCAAGGAAACAAAUGGUAUUUUCAGUCGCUGUCAUUGAAUGAUACAAGGCCAUAUCGAAUCAAGUAUAAAGCCAAACGUGGUAACGGAAGUAAAAGUGAAAUCGCUAUUGACGAUAUCUCCAUUACCAACACCGAAUGCAAGAAAGUUUAUAGCAUUGAUUGUAACUUUGAAAAAGAAACUUGCAAUUGGAAUGUAGAGCAGGAAUCUGAAUAUAUGUGGACUGUUAUUUCUGGCGGAAUUCAUCCUAAUGAUACCGGACCGGUGGUUGAUCAUACAUACGGAUUGUAUGAUGGAAAUUACAUAUACCUCAACGCAUCAAACAUAGAGCCAGGACAGAAAUCAAAUUUUACAAGUGUGACUGUGUCUUCGGAAGGUGAUGCCUGUUUUACUUUCUGGUUCCAUAUGUAUGGAGACGGAUUGGAAACGUUAAAUGUUUACCUUGUAUCGGAGACAAUGACACAAAAACUGUGGUCCAGGUCAGGAAAUAAACCAGAUUUAUGGCAAUUAGCAUUCAUUGAUAUUUCAAUGUUAGGUACAUACCAAAUGAAGUUAGAAGGGGUUCGAGGUUCAUCGAAAAAAGGUGAUAUAGCAGUAGAUGACAUUUCAUUGUUGCCCGGGUCGUGUUAUAAAAGAGCUUUCUUCUUAGACUGUAACUUUGAAUCAGAAAAAUGUAAUUGGUUGGCAAGUUUUAACACGACAUACAUUUGGACAACAAAUAAAACAGGGGACAGUACGAAGAGACCGAAUAAUGAUCACACCAUUGGAACUGCUGAGGAAACUACUACAGUUGCAUCAGAUACUACCUCAAGAGACGAUUCAAUAGCACGUAGGUCUUAA